AUGUCGGGGUCUGAAAACAGGAAGUCCGGUAGACCAACAACACGCCAUGACUAUGGUGGUAAGGUCAACGAGAUAGGAUUCGGAGAUGAUGACACUGGAAAUCCUUCCAAAAAUUCAGACAGCGAAGAUGGCGCUUCCGCCGUUUUCAGCCCAGUGAGAAAUAAGAAGGAUGAGACUUUGGCUCUUCUGCAAAGCCAGUUACAAUCGUUGGAUCAAGAAGAGGAGGAGUUGAGGAAGGAUGCAGAAAUUACAAAAUUGCAGAAAAGGAUCGAGCAGAAGAAAAAGUCAGUAGCAGAUUUACGAGAGUCGGACAGUAGUUCCGAAGCUUCGGGGUCUGAAUCAAAUAAACCAGAUUCUGAAAAAGUGAGUAAAGAAAAGAAGCCUAAGAAAAAUAAAAAGAAAAGUAAGAAAAGCUCUGGCAAAUAUCAAAAUUAUGAAGAUGAUUCUAGUAGUGACGAAACAUCAAGCUCUGAUAGCUCUAGUUCUAAAGAGUCCAAAAGAAAACAUAAAAAACAUAAAAAUAAAUCUGGCAUUUCGGCAAAGUCGUCAGAUCAUGUAAAAUACAGACAACAAGAUAUCACAGAGUGA
Molecule: messenger RNA, 588 nt
Organism: Mercenaria mercenaria
Lineage: Eukaryota; Metazoa; Mollusca; Bivalvia; Venerida; Veneridae
Exons: 2
Coding region: 1-588 (195 amino acids)
Source: RefSeq, a predicted model, not a curated record